AAACAGCACAAGUUUUUUCUGAAAGCUGAAACCUGGUCACACUAAAGUACCUGAAUUGUGCAAUAGCGGUCGUUAUCUGGUGGUUUUGACCAGAUUUAUAAAUUAAACCGUAGAAAUGAGCGGGCGACGAGUGGGCAGCCUACUAGCCCUGGGAUCUACCGCCCUGGGCGCCUUUUACCUGGGUACCCACGUGGAACGGCAACGAGGAAACGAUGAAUCCACCAAUAGCCUUCUCCGCCUGCCGGGAUUACCCACUUUUGGAACCGUUUCGGCGGCCAGCUUGAUUCCCGCCCAGGAGGCCAAUGUCAGCCUGGCGGCGACUCCCUCACGGAUCGGCCAGAUCAUGAAGUACGGCUUUCCGGGACUGGAUCACGUGCGAUCCCACUCGGACUACGUGCUGUCCUAUGAUCGGCGGAAUCGAGUGCCCCACUGGGUGUUCGAGCACCUCACGGCGGAGUCGGUGGCCAAGAACGAUGCGGUGGACCGGGCCAAAUGUGAUUUCCGGCAGGACGAGAGCAUCCACCCGUUCUUCAGGUCGCAGAACACGGAUUACCGGCGAUCUGGUUACGAUCGCGGGCACAUGGCCGCCGCCGGCAAUCAUCGACUCCACCAGAAGCACUGCGACGAGACCUUCUACCUGUCCAACAUGGCGCCACAGGUGGGCCAGGGAUUCAAUCGGGAUGCGUGGAACACCCUGGAGGCGCACGUGCGCAAGCUGACGAAGAGCCACUCCAAUGUGUACGUCUGCACGGGUCCACUGUAUCUGCCGCACAAGGAGGACGAUGGCAAGACCUACGUGAAGUACGAGGUCAUCGGGGCCAACACGGUGGCAGUGCCCACCCACUUUUACAAGGUCAUUGUCAGCGAAUCCCCGGACCACAAGCUCCACAUGGAGUCCUAUGUGAUGCCCAACCAGGUGAUCAGCAACGACACCCCCAUCAGUGUGUUCCAGGUGCCGCCCGAGAGCGUGGAACGCUCGGCAGGAUUGCUCUUCUUCGACCAAAUCAAUCGCAAACAACUGGCCACCAUCAACGGCAAGAAAGUCUAGUCAGUCUAGUUGGCUUAGUUUGGUUUUAGUGUGUAUUUGACCAGGGAUAGCCCCUUUGUGUAAUGUAAUUUUCUUCUUUUCCAAAGAACUUGUGGAUUAAUAAAAGUAAACAAUUAAUACAGAUGUA
This is a messenger RNA of Drosophila gunungcola (fruit fly), 1175 nucleotides long. RefSeq names its product endonuclease G, mitochondrial (gene EndoG). The coding region runs from base 116 to 1048 and encodes 310 amino acids. The transcript has a single exon. Gene Ontology annotation, cellular component: mitochondrial inner membrane; nucleus. NCBI's taxonomy places the organism in Eukaryota, Metazoa, Arthropoda, Insecta, Diptera, Drosophilidae. Gene Ontology annotation, molecular function: metal ion binding; single-stranded DNA endonuclease activity; RNA endonuclease activity. The record is from RefSeq and is a predicted model, not a curated record. Gene Ontology annotation, biological process: apoptotic DNA fragmentation.